This is a messenger RNA of Acaulospora morrowiae, 1344 nucleotides long. NCBI's taxonomy places the organism in Eukaryota, Fungi, Glomeromycota, Glomeromycetes, Diversisporales, Acaulosporaceae. The record is from the annotation of a GenBank genome assembly.
AUGUCCGCUUUUACCUCACCCUCUCAACCGGUCAAGGUUGAACCUAGGAAGAAAACCAAAAAAAAAUGGCACAUACGAGAUGACCCUAUUACAUGGCAGAAUUGGUAUAAACACCUCAACUGGCUUCACACUCCAGUUCUAGUGUCGACACCGUGUAUCGCAAUCUAUGGAUUAGGAAUUACAGCAGGUUCGUUACCUUUCUCACCACAUUCGAAAUUUUCCAAGCCUUUCGAAAAACCAGCGGACGAGCAUCAACAUCAUAUCAUGGACCUCCACAUUUUCAUUGGUUAUCACAGGCUGUGGGCUCAUCGUUCGUACAAAGCUUCUCGCCCCUUUGAAAUAUUUUUGAUUUUUAUAUCUUCCGGUGCGGUGGAAGGUUCAAUUAGGUGGUGGUGCAGAGACCAUCGAGCUCAUCAUCGAUGGACUGACACGGAACGUGACCCUUAUGAUGCUCAAAAAGGACUUUUUUAUUCGCAUUUUGGCUGGAUGAUGUUAAAGCAAAACCCUAAUAAAAUAGGUCGAGCUGACAUUUCGGACCUUAAUGCUGAUCCUUUAAUAAUGCUUCAGAAUAAAUAUUAUGGCGUAUUUGCGGUUGUCAUGGGGUUUAUUUUACCAACUGUGGUUGCUGGACUUGGUUGGGGCGACUGGAGGGGUGGAUUCUUCUUUGCCGCCAUCAGUCGUCUCGUUUUCGUACACCACGCGACCUUCUGUGUUAAUUCCAUCGCCCACUACCUCGGCGACACUCCUUUUGACGAUCGUCAUAGUCCACGUGAUCACUUCAUAACAGCCAUACUAAGUUUGGGCGAAGGCUACCAUAACUUCCAUCACGAAUUUCCCAUGGAUUAUCGAAAUGCCAUAAAAUUUUAUCAGUACGAUCCAACAAAAUGGUUGAUUAAAUUGCUUUCUUAUUUCGGUCUAACAAAGCACCUAAAAAAAUUCCCAGAAAAUGAAAUAAAGAAAUGUCAUUUGAUAAUGAAACAGAAAAAACUGGAUGACGAGAAGGCAAAGUUAGACUGGGGGACACCGCUGAAUCAACUCCCCAUCUACACCUAUGAAGAAUUAACACACAUGUUUAAAUCAGAUGAGGAAAAUGCCAAAAAAAACAACUGGAUUUGCAUUGAGGGGAUCAUUCAUGAUGUUACUGGUUUCAUGGAAGAUCAUCCUGGUGGUAAAUUGCUUCUCGCCACUGCUUUGGGAAAGGAUAUGACCACAGCAUUCAAUGGAGGAAUUUACGAUCACUCGAAUGCCGCCCGAAAUCUGAUGUCCACCUUACGUAUUGGCGUUAUAGCGGGCGGAGGUGAGGUCAUUAGUCGUAAAACCAAACAACACAAUAACUUGAAUUAG